Molecule: messenger RNA, 1768 nt
Organism: Harmonia axyridis
Lineage: Eukaryota; Metazoa; Arthropoda; Insecta; Coleoptera; Coccinellidae
Exons: 8
Coding region: 284-1645 (453 amino acids)
Biological process (GO): transmembrane transport; heme export
Cellular component (GO): membrane
Molecular function (GO): heme transmembrane transporter activity; heme binding
Source: RefSeq, a predicted model, not a curated record
GUCGCAACUAGGAGUUCGGCGACUUCGCAACUCGUCUUUCCACCGUUCGGUCGAACGAAUUUAACGAAAUCUAUUAUAUUCCCCCCUAAUUAAAUCUAAGACCACAACCUCACGCAUUAGAUAACCGCCAGUAAUCUCUUUUAUCUUGACUGUUCCAAAUGAAUACGAAUACGGAAUGACAUUGAAAUCGAACAAACUGAGUAAUCGGCCGUAGAACUUCGUCGGAUACAAGCCACCAGUAUAUUCAUUCAAAUCCUCGGCAUCGGGCCACAGUGUGUUGGAAAUGGAAAGUUGUAGCAGUGUGCAAGUGUUGACUCCGGACGAUACGAUCAAACUCUACAAGUACAGAUGGGUCGUAAUCUUUAUCUUCGGCCUGUAUGCUGCGAUAAAUUUCUCGCAGUUUUUGCAGUUCACGAUCAUUGCCGAUAUUUUGAAAAAGUAUUAUGGCGUAGAUUCGUUACUCAUUGACAUGAGUGCGAUGGUCUUCAUGGCUGCCUUCAUAAUAUUCUUCGCUCCUGUGGGAUAUAUUGUUGAGAAUACCAGUUUGAAGACCACCGCCAUUAUAAGUGCAACCUUAACAGUUCUUGGAAACUGCUUAAAGGUUUUUGCUACACUGCCUGACAGAUAUUAUGUCGUCCUGAUCUCUCAGUCUAUAAUAGCGAUAUCUCAGAUUUUUAUGCUUAUAAUUCCUUCAAAAGUUGCCUCCUCCUGGUUUGGUGCCGAUGAAGUGUCCACAGCAUGUGCAAUCGGCUUGUUCGGUACACAAAUAGGUAUAGCUGCUGGUGCUGCAGUUCCAACUCUUAUGGUAAAAAAUGGCAGCAAGGAUCAAGUGCAGCAUGAAUUGAAUGAAAUGUUUAUUUAUAAUAUAAUUGCCUCUAUGGUUGUCCUUGUUAUUGUGAUAAUAUUUUUCAGGUCAAAACCGACGACUCCACCGAGUCGAUCUCAGGCCUCACUAGCUACCCAAGAAAAGGACAAAAAGUUGACUUUCUGGAUGGCAAUAAAAGGUUUCGUAAGGAACAAAGAUUUUAUGAUCAUUCUCCUCUCUUUCGGCAUCAAUUUUGGAAUGUGGAACAGCAACGGUGUCUUAUUCAACCAAAUAUACACUACGUACUUUCCUAAUGCUGAUAAUGAUAGGGAUCUAGGGAUACUCACCUUUGCUACAGUUCUAUCAGGCGGAUGUCUUGGAAGUAUUAUUUUUGGCUAUAUCCUAGAUAGAACACAUAAUUUCAGACUGGUUUCUUUCUUAGUAUUAUUUGCCAAUCUACUAUCAUGUAUUGCCCAAGCUGUAACCAUGCUCAUGAGAAGUAGAAUAGGAACUUUCAUUACUGUUCCAAUCAAUGGAUUCUUCAGUGGUAGUUUGAUGGUCAUAAGCUAUGAGUACGCCAUAGAAACCACCUAUCCGACGCCAGAACCUUAUGGAACUUCAGUCUUGAAUGGAGUUGUCUACGUGUUUGGUAUUAUUUUUGUCGUGAUACUCGACCUUGUAUUCGCAAAUGUGGGAUAUCCUGCGGGAUUCGGUAUCAUUAUUAUUUUAACUGCAAUAGGGACGUUCUCAAUACUGUUCGUUUCCCCAGUACUCAAAAGGCGGAACGCUAAUUUACUGUUGAAUGGACAACAAACACAAACACAACCUGUUUCAUCUUGAACUAUUCACAAGUUCUGUUGAAAGAAUAUGCUCAAUACUGUGAUAAGACAAAGGAUUCUAACGUAUCAUAAUGUGAUUGUUUAUUCGUUUUGUUACUCAAAAAAUAAAUAUUUAGUAUUGAAA